Messenger RNA from Penaeus chinensis, 2896 nucleotides. RefSeq lists its product as uncharacterized. NCBI's taxonomy places the organism in Eukaryota, Metazoa, Arthropoda, Malacostraca, Decapoda, Penaeidae. Gene Ontology annotation, molecular function: serine-type endopeptidase inhibitor activity. The transcript is spliced from 12 exons. The record is from RefSeq and is a predicted model, not a curated record. Bases 159 to 2636 code for a protein of 825 amino acids.
UCGCUGAUGGAGAUAUCUGGUAACUGAGGGUAGUCCUCGUCCUAUAUAUAUCGUGGGCUGGCUUUCCCACCCUUAAACUAAGGAUUCCUCCCCUCCUCCCCCUUUAGUUCAUCAGACCUCCGCGGACGAACUGUAAAUCACAAAAAAGGAUUUUGGCCAUGCACCUGCUCGUGGCCUCGCUGCUGGCCGCACUGGCCGGCGCGCGCUCACAGUGCAUCUCGCAGAACGACGCCAUGCCUCCCACAGCGUCGCCGGACCUCACUCCUCUCAAUGACUUCGGCGUCAACCUCUUCAGGAAGGUCGUGUCUCCGUCGAAGAACUUCAUCUUCUCGCCCUUCAGCGUCUGGAGCGCCCUCACCCUCACUUACUUCGGCUCCAAUGGCAACACCAAAUCCCAGAUGGAACAGGCGCUCCGCUUGACCAACAGAGAAGACGCUCUGGCUACCUUCAAGGCCGUCGAAAACAUAUAUACUUCGAGAAACAACAAUUAUACCAUUGACACUGCAAAUAGAAUCUAUGCAACGGACACCCUCAAGCUGAAGGAUUGCUUGCAACAGGUGUUCUCGGACAAACUGGAAACGUUAGAUUUUGGCAACCUUGAUCUCGUCGUUGAAACCAUAAACCAGUUCGUGAGCACCACCACCCGUGGCAAGAUAACUUCGAUCGUGACACCCGACACAGUCAAAGACACUGCAAUGGUCCUCGUCAACGCCAUCUAUUUCAAGGGCUUUUGGAAACGGAAAUUCGCGGCGAAAGACACGAUUCCAAGGAAGUUUUUCGUCUCGGCAAAUGAACAUGUGAUGGUCGAUAUGAUGCACCAUUUCGGAGAAUUCAAGCACGGCUUCUCCAACGAGCUCGACGCCCAGGUCCUGGAGAUGCCCUACCGAGGGAACGGCGCCUCCAUGUACGUGUUCCUGCCGAAGGACAAGAAAACUGGCCAGGAGCUUGACGACAUGCUGGGGCGCCUCAACCCCGACUCGCUCGCCGCCGCCCUCCGACAGCUAGUAUAUGAAGACGUGGUUGUUCGGUUUCCCAAGUUCAAAUUCGAUAGCAGUAUUGAUGACAAGUUGAAGAAAGCUCUCGAGGCCCUUGGCAUCACCGACCUCUUCUCCGGCGCCUCCGACUUGUCCAACUUUGCUCCCAGCGACAAGAUCGCCGUCUCGAAGGUGAUCCACAAGGCGGUGAUCGAGGUCGACGAAGAAGGCGCAGAAGCAGCAGCGGUGACUGCUGUCAUAGGCGCGGUCAUUGUCUCUAUCCAACCGCCUUCCACGCCCGUCAAUUUCUUCUGCGAGCGCCCAUUCUUCUUCACGAUCGUCGACACCAAGUUGAAUAACAUCCUUUUCAUGGGAACUUUCAGAAAACCUUGUUCAACACGAAAACCCGUAAGAGGAACAAACCUGUUUGCGUUGACAACCAUGAAGACGGUGGUGUUGGCGACAGCGCUGUCCCUUUCCUUCGGGCUGGUCAGCCCUCAGUGCAUUUCCGAGGACGACUCCCUCAUCCCGCCCCCGAGAACAUACCUCGGCCACAUCGCGCCCUUCAGUCUCGGUCUCCUGAAGGAGGUUCUUCCUGCGUCGGGGAACUUCUUCUUCUCGCCCUACAGCAUCUGGACGGCGCUUACCUUGGCCUACUUCGGGUCCAACGGCAGCACGAAGACCCAGUUGGAAAGGGUCCUUCAGCUGGGCAACCGGGAAGGCGCUCUGGCCUUGUACAAAAGCGUGGAUCAGUUGUACAGGUUGCAGGAAAACAACCCCAAUUACACGAUUAAUGCAGCUAACAGAAUAUACGUUCAGGAUGGGUUGCCGCUCAGAGGGUGUCUUCAGACGGUUUUCUCGAACGAAAUGAAAGCUGUAGAUUUCCGCCAGCAAGCACAAGCCGCUGCGGGGGAGAUCAACAAGUUCGUCAGCGACACGACCAGAGGCAAAAUUCCGCAGAUAGUGUCAGCCAACAGCGUGUCAGGAGCCGUGAUGGUGCUCAUCAACGCAGUCUACUUCAAGGGCCUGUGGGACCGUCAGUUCAAGGUCGAGAACACGUCCCCGCAAAGGUUCUUUGUGGGGCCGAAUAGACAUGCAAUGGUCCCUAUGAUGAGCCAAGAAGGCAACUUCAGAUAUGGCGAGUCUCAGGAGCUGGACGCCCAGGUGCUGGAGAUGCCCUACCGGAGCGGCCGCGCGUCCAUGUUCGUGCUCCUUCCUCGAGACCAGGGGACGGGCCGGGAGCUCGACCAGCUGGUGCAACGCCUCAACCCUUCGACGCUGACGGCGACGCUGAAGGACACGCACGACCGAGCGGUCCAGCUCAAGUUCCCCAAGUUCAAGUUUGAGAAGAAGAUCGAUAGCGCGCUUCAGCAGGCUCUGGAGCGCAUGGGCGUUGCCGAUUUAUUCUCCGACCGAGCUGACCUGACAAACUUCAAGUCCGACGGCGGCCUCCAAGCCACGGGCAUCAUCCACAAGGCAGUGGUGGAAGUGGACGAAGAAGGCGCAGAAGCAGCAGCGGCCACGGCAAUUAUAAUAGGGAUCACGUCAGUGGUCAUUCCCCCCCCGCCGGUCCGCUUCACCUGCGACCGCCCCUUCCUCUUCCUCAUCCGCGAUAAUGACAUCGACAACAUCCUCUUCAUUGGGGCUUACAGGGAGCCUUAAAGAGCCUUUCCACGGCUUUCUUCUCCGUCUUCCUUUUCUUCUCCUUCCUCUUCCUUUCUUUUUCUCCUACAUAUUCGAAUCUUCCUUUUUGUCUUUUUCCUCCUCUUCCUAUUCCUCCUAAAAGCCAGAAGUGGGGGAUUUCUUUAUAUAUUCUUCUUUUCUUUAUCUUCCUUAGUGACCACAGAGAGAAAUUAAAAAUCAAAAUCAGACACGAGGAAGGAGCAAACAAUCCAUUCCAAUGAAAUAAAUGUUAAAUUAUA